Molecule: messenger RNA, 5556 nt
Organism: Symbiodinium natans
Lineage: Eukaryota; Dinophyceae; Suessiales; Symbiodiniaceae
Source: the annotation of a GenBank genome assembly
AUGACAAGGGAAGACAUCGAAGAGGAAUGUGAGCAUUCGGCCUCGCGAGAAGCUGAGGGAAGCCAAACACAGAUGAGAGACCAUGCAGCGGUUAGAGGGGAGAACAUGAAGGCCUCGCAGCAAGCUGAGGAAAUACGGUUUUCGGCCUCGCCGUGUGCUGAGGGUCGCAGAGGAAAACAAAAGCCCAAGAAGCGGAAAGCAAAACCCAAGGAACCACCAAAAGAUCUGCCACAGGAGUGGCAAACGCUAUGCCAAGUGGUGGGUAGAUAUGAUGCUUCCAGUGAGGCUGCCGCACUCGAAGCCAUUGAGAAGCUGGAAGAGCAGGAACUCAACCCGCUACAACAACGAGCAUGCCACGAAGUGCUUCGUUCCUUUGUGGAGCAGGACGCACAAUAUGCCAAAUGGAUCUUGGAAGAUGUGGCAAGUGGGUAUCGCCAAGAUGAUAAGGCCGAGUGUAUCAAAAUCACAGCGGCUAACAUCACCAGCUGGAGGAAACCCAUAGCGGCAUGGAUACACGAACUAGGACCGGACCUGGUGGUGCUGCAGGAAACCCAUCUCAAGACGGAGGGUAUCCAGCAAGCCAUGAGCCAUUGCCAAGAUAUGGGAUACACCUUCAUUGGCAUGCCUGGCAGUACAAAAAUUAAGGGUGUACAAGGAGGCCUGGCAGUGGUGGCACCCCGACAUAGGAACCUGCGAUACCUUACCGAGUAUGGUUCAGGACCGGCGGGCUUCCUGGCAUGUGCCAUGAGAAACAAAGGCUGGGAUUUGAUCAUCGUCAGUCUGUAUUUGGAGAGCGGGGUCGGAUUCCAGGCUCCAAACAAUAUCCAAGUACUGGCGAGACUGAUAGCCUUUCUCAAGGGCUGCAAAGUGCCAUAUAUGGUGCUGGGUGAUUGGAAUGAAGCCCAGGAUACCAUGAGGGGCACAACUCUGGCGACAGAAGUUGGUGGUGCACUUGUGGGAGUGGGGGAACCAACGGCCCAAGGAUCGGACGAAAUCGAUUAUGGGCUGGUUGCGAAAUGCUUGGUGCCCAUCCUGCAAGUGAAAACGGAUUGGGAAACCCCUUUUCGGCCUCAUGCUGCGAUGCAUUGGAGGAUAGCCCAACCGUGCAGUAGCCCUGAUGUUCCCCAAAUGAAGAAGGCGGGAGCACUGGUAACGGAAACCGUGGAAUACACACCGGUUAAAAACACACAGACCAUCCACAUCUUGGAUGAACCCAGGAUGGAAGAUGAACUCAGUGAGAAAUUCGCUCACCUGAGUGCAAGUGUGGAGAGGUCGAUCACAGGACGAAUCGACGGUAUGGGUGUCAAAGCAGAAAUCGUCCGGAAGAAAUUGGUGGUCCACAACCCGGAGAACGUUGUCUGGACAGGCAAGAGGGCAGCUUUUUGGAACCGUGUCCAACAAUGGGUCAAGCAAGGCAGACAUCAUGGAGACGCGCAUCCGGUGGCGCGCCUAGUCCAAAGUAGACUCAACGUGUACUAUGAGGGCGAUGCGCAGAGCCGGGAGGAUAUGCUUGUGAGUAUCCUGGGACGAGGCACAGACGCCAGACUUGUCCUAAAGCGCAUUGAUGAACAGCAAUGCUACGCGAGAAAGGCAGACAUAGAGGAGACGGCCCACCAGUACAAGCAAUGGCUCAGCAAGGCCAUGGAAAAGGGCAUGCGACCGCUGUACAAUGCCUUGCGGAAAGACGAAAAAGUGGUACAGAGACCCUACAUGGAAUAUGACAUGCUGGAACGGCCACACAUUCGACGUGACCACUGGGCGGCGGUGUGGACGAAGGGCACACCGAUGGCACAAACGGCCUCGCUCAUGCUGGAGCUUGAGGAUGCAGCCAAAAAACAGGCGGCCAGCGUGGAGCCGCUGAAUCCUGAAGAGGUCAAGGCAAGGAUCAAGAAAUUGGCCCUAAAGAGCCCGGGGCCGGAUGGAUGGCGGAUCGACCAUUUGCAGGCCAUGGACGACAAAGCGGUCGAAGCAGUAGUGGCUUUCUACCGUGAGUGUGAGGCCAAAGCAACAUGGCCGAAACAAAUGACAGUCUCACUUAUUGCAAUGCUGCCUAAGAAUCUGACCCGGGAGAGACCAAUCGCCUUGUUGCACAUCCUGUACCGAACCUGGGUCCGAUUGCGAUGGGAUUUGGUAAGUACUUGGCAGGUGAGUUACGCAAAAAAUGCCAAGUACGACAAGGCGGUCCCAGGCAGUUGCUGCCUGGACGUGGCUGUAGGCAGACUGUUGCGAAACGAGGUGGCGAAGACAAAUGGUGUGCAUGUGGUGUCGCUAUUUGUGGACCUUGAGUCCUUUUUCGAUACCAUCCAGUUUCAGCAACUGAUAGCGGCAGCAACGGACCUGCAAUAUCCACCGCUAAUCCUGAAAAUGGCACUGGAAGUGUACAUGGGUGCCAGAUACUUGGCAGCAGAUGGGGUGCUAUCGGCAGGCAUCAGAGCUACGAAUGGAGUGCAAGCGGGGUGCCCUGCGGCGCCGUCAUUAGCGAAAGUGGCAUUGCAUCAGACGAUUGACAAGAUCCAAAAGCGCAAAGAUGUGGCAAAUGUGGACUGCUGGUUGGAUGAUGUCUCAAUUGACGUCCAGCAUAAAUCCUUCAAACAAGCGGCAGACAGUGCGAUCCGAGUCUACCGCAGCUUAAAGGACGGGAUGGACGCAAAUGGGUUCACGAUUUCAUCCAAGAAGACAGGGUUUGUAGCCAGCAGUACCCAGGCGAGCAAGCACCUGCGAGAACUACUGUUACCGCAUGAGCCACAAGUGUACGACGUGAUGCGGGACUUGGGCGUCGACAGUACCGGUGGGCGAAAGCGUCGUUUGGUGACGUCGGCCACACGGGCAAAAAAAGCACAUGCCCGACAGAGCAAGCUGUCCAGGCUGGGGCCGCCGCCCAGCACUAAACUCCGCGUAGUCAAGGCCGCGAUCACAUCCGUUGCUUUGUGGGGGCACCCAUCCGUGGGGGUAUCGCCCAAAAGAAUGAAGUGGCUCCGAACAGUGGUGGGCAAACACCUGGGCAAAUACAAGCUUGGUAGUUUGGAAACCAUACUGGAUAUGGGAGCCAAGAAAUGUCAGGACCCGAAGCGCACAAUCCACAAGCAGCAUUUCAAGGUGGUGGCAAAAGUUUUCAGCGCAUGGAUUGGUGGAGGCAAAGCCCACUUUGAAUUGGCCUGGAAAGCCACUUGGAGGAGGUUAAGUGCGGCCAAACACCACUGGCCACUGGUCACGGGACCGAUGGCAGCAACCAUGGCGUACUUAAUGGAUUUGAAGGUGGAUGCAAGUGACCCGGGCAAAUGGAAGAGAGGAAAUGUCCUCAACGUCGAUUGGACCCAGCCACGCAUGGGUGGCCUCGCCUACAAAUGGCUUGAGGGAUUCCUCGAGGAACAAAAAAGGGCUGCAAUAACGCGACAAGCAGGUGGAAAGGGGGCCCAGGAGGGGCUGGAUUGGACGCCGCAUCACAAGCUGACGAAGCUGGGAGGCUUAAGCCCGGGCCUUAUGGAAGGGAUGAAGUCAGUGUGGCAUGCGGGCGUUAUCACGGAGUCCAAGCCUGGCUGGUGCAAGAAGUGCCAAGUGCCAGCCACUCUGGAGCAUGUCCUCAAAGAAUGCCCUUACUGGCGAGACCAAGGGUUCAAAGAACCCAAGCUCCAGGAAUACCUGCGCCACAAAUACCCAUGGGAGUGCCUGUGGACAAGGGCACUCCUGCCCAAGCCGGCGGUGUGGCACCCCAAGCCGCCGGAGCAUCUUUUGGGACUGCGCUACCAAGGAUGCUUUGCAGCAGACGCUACAGUGGAAGCAGAAGGCUUGAUCUUCGCCACUGACGCCAGCGGAGGUCCAGGAGGAAUAGACCCACGUGUACAAACAUCAGCCCUCGCAGUGGUGGCUAUGACCUGGAAAGAUGGUGAGUUGGUGAAAGUCGGACAAAUUACGGAGCUGGUCUACCCGUGGCAGCCGGUAGUGGACAUGGAGCGCCGUGCACUUUUCAGACUAAUGGAGCACACGGAGGAUCUGAUUGACGUCACAAUGGACUGCAAGCCGGCAGUCCAAGCGCUACAAAAAAUACAACCGCCGGACGAUGACCUGGAAUGGAGCAAAGUGCGUGUCAAAGAGCUGGACAACGUGGUGCGUACACUUUCACUGGCUUACGGAGAACGCGCAGCCCACAUAUUGCGGAGGCGCAACGAAGCAGAUUUCCCCUUCAUCCUGGACCAUGCGCAUUACAAGGAGAAGAUGGAAGCCUCGCAGAAAGCUGAGGGAUGCAGAAAAGAGCAUGGCAGGGCCAAACUCAACAAACGCCAGCGGCUUUGGCAGUUGCUCGAAAACCCGGAGCGAGGGCACCAAUGGGAGAAGGGCAGUGAACACCCCCGGAAUUUAACACUGAAAUGCCAACUGUGCGGUUUGUAUGUACAACAAACCCUCACGAACUUGGAGGUGGUGUUGGAGCAGUACUGCGUCAACCAGCCGGAGGCGCGAGUGCGAAUCAAACUUGAGGAUUCGUGGAAACCAAUUUUGGAGGAGCAGUUCCUGGAAACAGACCCCAGGAGGGCAAACUACACUCACCUACAAGCGGCGUGUCGCAGCCUCGCUCGCUGCCGCACAAGGAACGAUUGGGUCUACCAAGCGGAGACCUACCUCAGUGAAGAGCGGAAGAAUCGGCCGGACAAAGGCAAGGGUAAAAGCAAGAACAAGCAGCAGGAUCAGCCCCGAGACCGUUCCCCGCUUCGACAGGCCAGACACCCGGAGCAGACUUGGGAUAGGGAUGAGGAGAGUGCUUCAGAAUCUCCGGUGGGUCCGGUACGCCUACGGGAGAGAGGAGAAGACAGUGCGGCCUCGCACCAAGCUGAGGGUGUCAAUGAAGAGCAAGAGGCAAGCCAGCCUCGCACAGUCACGCUGGCGGAAGGACCAGGAUAUGCUCUGGAUCGGCUAUGGGUCAUGAAACUAGCGAUGGAACCCCAGAGCUUUGGCAACGAAGCAGGGUACGGGGAACAAUUCCCCACCCUGGUCACCAGGACCCUGUGGGCAGGAUGGAUCGGAGUCCUUUUCGACGAGGCGGUGGAGGGGUACUGCCACCACUACUUCUAUGGAAGUAUCAUCCGCAGGGCAGAGCUGUUCAACACAUGGUGGCAGGAACAUCGCCAAGAAGCCGGGGUCCUCAGACAGUCCCUGUUUUACCUGGUGGCUAUAACGUCAUGGCUGACCACGCAAGGAGUUGCUCUAUCGGAUAUCACGGUAAGCAACGUUGGGCGCGACCCGAUGUCAGGAUCGCUACCACGGGCAGUGUUCUUUGACACGGCAGAGUGGUCGACGCUGCAGGAGGAGAGAUACAAGUUAUCAAGCGGCCUCGUACGCCUCCUGGAGAAAUAUGACGAGGAGCUACUGGCAACCAUACGUGGAUUGGUCAGAACGUACGACGGCAAAGCCAGCGCGCUUUGGAUGGCGUGCGUAGGCAAUGUCCAGCACCUACUGGAUGCCGGGAUUGCAAAACGAGGAUGGGAUGGAACCCUACUUCCGGUCCCGGCAACAGAGAUCCAGAAAAUCACGUUGGGCAUGCCAUAUGACGAAGCUGAUGAGUGA